AUGCCGAAAAUCCGCAGAGAACGCACCAAAUACCACGACCUCGCGCCGCACUCGCGGCGUCUUCAGUCGGGAGAAGAGUCGGCGGCGCCCAACGCCGAGCCUGCCUCGCCAGCCGCCGAAGCGCGUCUCGAGCAACUGAGGCAGACUUUCUCGACAGAGAAGUCGGAUGGCGAACAGCAGCGAACGGCGGCCCAUUCACGCGCCGCACACGGUUCGGGAAGGCAAUACAACGAGGCUGUGAGCAAGGAGAAGAUCGACGCCACGCUGGAACAGUCCUUCUUGGGGCUGUCCCGGGGGCAGCGGCGGCGGCUAGCCAAGCGCGAGGCGUGGUUGCGGAAAUUCGAUUUUGCAGGCUACGCGAGGGAAGUGAAGGCGCAAAAGCAGAAAGAGGAAAACGCACGGGCUGCACACCCGCUCUUCGAUUUCGGAACUUUCCGGAGUCAACUCGAAACAAUCGACUCGUCUAUAAGCCGACGGGGGGGCCAGGCCCGUGGAACCGGCGGGGAUGUCGCGGGACCGGAGAGGAAGGGAACGGGGAAGAUUUCGAGGAAGACGUUUCAGCGCGUGACACAGCGGGAACUCCAGCAGUACGACGCCGUUCUCAACUUCCCUGCCUUCCAAGAAAGCCCGCUGGCCGCCCUCAAACUGCACAUUGAAAACACGCUGAACCUGCAGAAGCAAAUGGAGCGGGGCGAGGGGCCGCGGGACGACGUCAAGCGAAAGACAGAGGCAGCGGGAGGCAAACAGACAGCCGUACCAAAGCGACCGCGGUAG
This is a messenger RNA of Neospora caninum, 774 nucleotides long. RefSeq lists its product as hypothetical. The record is from RefSeq and is a predicted model, not a curated record. NCBI's taxonomy places the organism in Eukaryota, Apicomplexa, Conoidasida, Eucoccidiorida, Sarcocystidae. Gene Ontology annotation, cellular component: 90S preribosome; preribosome, small subunit precursor; nucleolus. Gene Ontology annotation, biological process: maturation of SSU-rRNA from tricistronic rRNA transcript (SSU-rRNA, 5.8S rRNA, LSU-rRNA). Bases 1 to 774 code for a protein of 257 amino acids. The transcript has a single exon.